AUGGCAGACCCUGGCAAUCAGCCGAUGGCCCUGAGAGACUUCCCUGGUUCAGGACGGUGCAUCGCUGUGAGCAGCGGAUGGAAAACGACCGACGUGAAGGGUGGUACUGUAAGGUUCGCUCGACAGAGAGCCCUGUUAAUGUCGUGGCAGUUGAAGCACAACCACCCGCAAUGGUCAGUGCCCGAAACAGCGCUGGCGCUGGUCGAUCAUGAAUGGAAGCAAAGGGCUUUCGGAACGUCGCGGGUCACCCAUGAUAGGGAUCACAUUCGCGUCUCGGCGAUGCUUCUGCUAUGGAUAUCUUUGCAAGGUUUGCUGCUGGCCCGGGAUGCUCACGCAGCUUUCUCGACUGGAUGUGCUCAGAUCGGGAAACGGCUCGGCUUGAACCUAACAUACUUUUGGAUGCUGUCAAGGAAGCAUCUCGUGCGCAAAUCUAACGAACGCGACAGCGAGAGGCGUUUUGAGAGUCGCGCGAAUGCGGUGUCUAAGCUGAUCAACCACUUGCUGCCACAAGCCUGCCCCUGUGCCGUUGUUGUGUCUUCAGCAUGGCUAUACAAUAUGUGGAUGCAAAGUCUGGAUAGCACGGCGUACACCAGGAAUGCUUACGAGUACAUCUGGCACACCCUAAACUUGGAGGAAAAGAUUCUUCAGGAAGCCCUGGUGCGCUGCAAUUUCAAUGCUGCCCAUGGGUGGCCGGUGAGAUAUGCUUUACAGCUCUACCGGUACGCAGGCAUCAAGGUGAAACAAAGGAUCGCCGACGUGGAUGCCUUUUAUACUGGCUGGGGGUCUCAAAUAACUAUCACGGAUGACCAGCAUGUUCAGGCACUGGCAGAUGCAUCCGCAAUCUUCGGCCAUCUGAAGCUUGAGUGGUGGCCUUGUCGGGGGACACUCAUUGCCCUGCUACGCCACGGCAAGCGAAGUGGCCUGUUAUCGAACGGGAAAGUUGAUGCUGUCGACCACGAUAUUGAUCUCAUGGUGGCUUUGCCAUCUCUCCAACACUGGCCAAAGAUCCGGGCCUCCAUUCGCCAGAUGUUGCUGGAACGAGGUUGGGAGACCUGUAUUGGCGGGUACUCAUUCAAGACAGAAACUGCAUUGGCAAGGGCCAAUGCCCACGAAGAUAUGCUGAUGUGCACAAAGGGAAAUCCGAGAGUAGACCUCGACAUUGCCACCUACAUCACCGAGGGCUCUGUCCUUUUUGCCCAGAAGUACUGCUUGCCCCAAGGGCUGGGAGCCGACUGCUGGGUCUCUCAUGAUGGCACUUUCCACGGUAGUCGGGGCAAACUUCGCCUCGCUGCUGUCCGACCCCUCGGCCGUUGCAAGGCCGGGACGCUUUCAGUUCCAUGCCCAAGAAAGCCCCUUGAGGUACUAAAAGCUUCCUCACCUCCUUAUGCCAACAUGAGCUGCGUGGCAUUGCCAGAUGUGGCAGACCGGAUCCAGCAUGGCACUUACGCGAGUGAGAGGAACAGCUGGAUAUCUGAAGGUUUGACACUCGAGGAUGUGGACAUUUUGCGUACUCGUGCUGCGGAGCUGGACAGGGCAUCGGACGAAGCGGAUGGCAUGGCUGCGCGCCGCAAGUUCUGCGUGCCGCUUUUCAUCCCCUCCUUACUGCAAGGAAAGAGUACAGCAGUGGUGACACCCAUGCUUCCAAUCUUCAUUCAGGAAGAUCUUGGGGGAAGUGUGGCCGAUGUCGGGCUGGUGGCUUCAACUUAUGCCCUUGCGCAAGUGGCAACUUCGGUACCCAUGGGCUUUGUCCUAGCCCACUUCAACCACAGGCAGUCUUCGAUGGCUGCGCUUGCUGUUUGCGUGCUGACGUCCCUUCUGGCUUGUCAAAGUUCGAGCAUCCUUCAGUUGCUUCUGAUCCGUUUCGCAGCCGGAGCAGCAGCCAACUCCUGGAACCUGGCGCGAAAGGUUUGGAUUGCGGCAGAGGUGCCCAAGCAGGUUCGCGGGCGUAUCACCGGAACGUUGACUGGCAUGAGCCGAUGGGCUGGGCUUCUUGGUGCGCUGUUGGGAGGCGUCGUUGCGGAGAUCAACACUCGAGACAUUUUUCUCGUGCAAGCGGCCUUCUCCUCCUCUGCGCUCGCGGUUCUCCUCGCGUACCAGCAAUGCGAAAAGCGGGAGCUUUCGGAAGACACUGGCCGAAAGUCUGCUCGUGAGAAGCUUGCUCAACAGGCGCCGACGCAUUCCAUCGCGGAAGUUCUUCACGCAUCCUUUUAUGGGCUUUGGACUGCAGGCACCUAUGCGCUGAUGCUGAACGGCUGUCGGCAGACUUGGCUCAUUCUGCUCCCCAUGCAGGGGCGUGAGGCUGGUCUAAGCAAAGCAACCAUUGGUGGCCUCGUGGCGGCUGGCAAGUUUGUAGAUGGACUCGUGGGCAUGACAAUCAGCGGGGAGCUCAUGGACCGCUGGGGACGGCGCAGCGUGGGCGCCCCAGCGAUGAUCAUCAUCUCCCUGGCGUACUGGCUCUCGGCCACGGCUUCGGGAUGCAUCGGCAUCUUCGGUGCCUCGCUACUCUUCGGUUUGGGCAACGGCCUGACCGGUGGGAUUGCCAGCACACUCUCGGCGGAUUUGGCACCCACCUGGGCACGGGCACAGUUUAUGGGCCUCUGGAAAAUGGUAACGUCCAAUGGAAGCCUCCUUUUCCCAAUGCUCUUCGGGCUUCUAGCGAGUCAGCUUCAAUCCUUGGAUAAGGCUACGUACCUACUCCAGCUGUUGGGUGUUGCCGCUGCCUUGUGGCUGUGGUUUCUGGUGCCGGAGACCUGCAGAGACCUUGGAGAUGGCGGAGCCGGAGGAGCUGCUGUCCAGAAAGACGGCAAGGAGAGCCUCCUGAACGAGCUGGACAGGCAAAAGAUCGAUCUGAAUGCUCGAAACUUGGUGAGCCAGGAGCUUUGUGAAAUACAAGCAAGAGCUAGAGAAGAUCUGCAUAGCGCUGUGUCAAGCAAAGACCCAGGGAAGCUACAGACGGCUCUGGAGGCAGCUCAAGGCGUGCUGCUGGAUGUGGAGGUGCAGUGGGGCCAAUGCGAGCUCACCAAAAUAGAUCCAGCAGCUGGAACCACGCACGUGAAGCCGAACAAAGAGACCAGGUUUGUGGAUGUGUCAGACGCCACAGCGGCCCAUCCUUUGAGUGUUCCAGGCAAAAGAGACUGGGACGAUGAAGACACGGAGGUGCUGCAAGAUGUAGUGCCAGCGGUUCGCACGGUGCCGCCGAGCAAGACGGGAAUCAACGGCUGGGUCAGCGAAGGGGAAGGCGCAGUACCCGAAGGUUAUACAGAACCAGUCCGGAAGACCCUUCUUCAGCGUGCUGCAAGCUUUUUCAAUUGCUUCUCGAACGAAGAUGACGAGGACAAACGCAGGAAGAUGAGGAGGGGCACGCUGUACCACGCGCAGGUAGAAGAGCAGGAAGUAAAGCUGGACGAAGAGGUGUACGAUGUGGCCAACUUCUACAAGAAGACCGGUGUGUGGCAAGCAAUGGCCCGCAAUGACAAAUUCGAGCGCUUGACGCUCAUGGUGAUUUGUAUCAACGCCAUUUACAUUGGAGUGGAUGCGGACAACAACAAGGCUUCAACGACCAUAAGCGCAGAAUGGCCGUACCAGGUGUGCGACCAUGCCUUCUGCUUGUUCUUCACGUUCGAACUGGCUGUCCGCUUUGCUGCCUUCGAACGAAAGCGCAACUGCGUGCGCGACUUGUGGUUCAUCUUCGAUAGCGCCCUCGUGAUCCUCAUGGUCUUUGAAACUUGGAUUCUCAGCAUCGUGCUAUUGAUAGUCCAGUCUGCUGACGGGGGUGGUGUUGCAACGGGGCCACUCCGCCUCCUGCGGCUUCUGAGGCUUUCGCGUUUGGUGCGCCUUCUUCGUUCCCUACCGGAGUUGCUGACACUGGUAAAUGGGAUGCGUGCUGCUGCAAGGGCUGUCAUCUCGGCACUCAUGCUCAUCAUUGGUCUGAACUACGUCUUCGCGAUUAUCAUCAACAUGUUUCUGAGAGAUAUCCACUACCCGACGUGCGGCAGUGGAAAUGUAUCUUCGGGAUCGUGUUCCGAAGAAGGGAAUAUGAUGGAGCGCAAGUUCAACACACUUGGCGUGAGCAUGUGGAGUUUGGCGCUCCAUGGCACCUUUAUGGAUGCCAUCUCCGACCUUCUCGAGGACAUGCGUGACUUGGAGAACUUGGAAACAGGUGGCGGUUGGGUGCUGGCCUGGUCUAUGAUCUUCGUUUUCUUCCUGUACGUCCUCCUCACAAACAUUACCGUUAUGAACAUGCUCAUUGGGAUCGUGUGCGAAGUCGUUUCAGAAGUAAAGCUGAGCGAUGAGAAGAACACGGCCGUGGUUUAUUUGAAGAGGAAUCUCAGGAACUUGUUGAUUGAGUUGGAUGAAGACAACAACAAUCAGAUAUCAAAGAGAGAACUACAUGCAGCCUCGAAGCUGCCUCGGGCGCGGGAAGUCUUGAAAGAGCUGGACGUGAACGUGGACAAUCUCAUUGUCUUGACCGAACCACUCUUUGAGCAAGAUGCUGACGCCGGCCGGGAGCAGGAAGUCACGCGAGAAGAGCUCUUGAACGUAAUUCUCGACAUGCGUGGUGAUCGCGAUGUCCGGAUGGAGGACAUCGUCGAGCUUCGCUGUGAUAUCCGCCGCUUCGUCCACAGGCAAACCAACGAGCUUGUCAAGAAGACGGAUGAGAUUGCGGGGCACAUCGAAUCCAUUGAGAGGCUCGCGCUUCGAAGGGCGUGGAAGCCAGCCUACAAUCGGCUUGAGCGGUGCCUUUGGCUCAAGCUGCUGGUGAUUAUGUUUGCCAAGCAAAACUCGGCCACCACUGAGAUUCUGCUAGAACGCGAGGGAAAUCAGGAGUGGGUGAUGACACUGAACUGCUGGCAAGACAAACAUCAGCGAGAGAAGAAUUGCAUGUGGCUGUUUCAAGCCGGCGUCUCAGAAGUCACGACAUGGGACGUGCUGCUUUCACAGUCUCACCCCGUGAACAGAAAAGGCAAAGAUGCAGCGAGACUGCAGACGGCUCUGCAAGCAGCACAAGGCUUGUUGCUGGAUUUGGAGGCCUGGGUGGUGCAGUGCAAGAGGCAGGUCGUGAUGCUUGAAAUCUGCUGGGUGGCUGAGUCACGGAAGGGCUCCGUUUGGUCCCAUUUGGAUGGGGAGGAGGCCAUGGUGAUCCCGUCCGCCGAGCAGCUUGAGCAGCUUUUAGCCGAGGACGAGGAGCGCCAGCGCCGGGAGGAAGCUGAGGCAGCCGCCGAGGAGCAACGGAAAGCUGCAGAAGCCGAAGUCGCUUGGAAGAAGGUGCAAGAUGCGAUCAACGCCGACGACGAGGGGGCAUUGCUAAAAGCACUUGGCGACGUGGAAGGCAAGCUGCCACCGGACCGGGUUGCCGCAGCGAGGCGAAGGAUUCCCGCCAUGCGAGCCCGUGCGGAGAUGCGGAAGGAGCUGUCCGCCGCCAUCCGGAAAUCCGAGCUCGGGGAGGAGACCGUGACGCUGAAGCACGUCAUUGCCACCGCCAAGCGCUCCUGCUUGCCGCAGGCCGAAGUCCUGGAGGCGGAAGCCGUCCUCAAAAGGAUGGAGGCCGAGCAAAGAAGGGCAAAGGCGGAGAAGGCGGCUGCUGCCGCCGGACCGCAGAGCCGGGAGCUGCCGCCAGCGGGCGCAGAUCCGGCGAGAGAGGUCCAGGCUCCGCCGUCGAGCAAUGAGGUCAAGGCACCUGCGACCAAGUUGGAACUAGCCGUUCUCAGCAAGGACAAAGAGCAAAUACAAGAAGCACUCGCAGAGUUGAAAGCCUCAGGAAUGUCAAACCAAGAGCGGAACUAUUUAUACGCAUGUGCACGUGCGAACUUCGGGGGGCGUUGA
This is a messenger RNA of Symbiodinium sp. CCMP2592, 5823 nucleotides long. The record is from the annotation of a GenBank genome assembly. NCBI's taxonomy places the organism in Eukaryota, Dinophyceae, Suessiales, Symbiodiniaceae.